AUGAGCCUCAUUCCAAUCAUCUGCACCCACGAGGUGUCGCCCAUUCUUCUCUCAACCAUCCUUUCAAUAGCGUACAAGGCCUCGUCCAAGAUCAAUUCGCCUCCAACCCUCCUCCUUCUCACGACAGCGGACGGCGACGAUCUUCGAAAAUACAAAAAAGAAUCUGUCACCAAGCCGCCGAUUGAUACUUUUCAAUCCCCAUUUCUUGGUUGGGAUGUAAACAAGGUCGCGCAGUUUAUACAGGAAAAUGCGUCGAAAACUGUGGUAGAUCGAACUGUAUUUCUUGUCGCAGACGAUCAAACAACUGCAGACGAAGGCACCCUUCUUCUUGUUCACAACGUUGAAGACUCACUGGAGACAAUCCGGGUUUCCGCCGAGUUUGUCAACAGCCAGGCGGUCUCAGUCGCUGUUGCAACUACGGAUAUUGGGGAGCUACGGAGCCUGGCUGAUGGUGACGGGGUGUACAGAGGGGAUAUAACAUCCCUCGGUGGGGAACUUGUAGCCCUGAGUCAAUAUAUGUUCAGUUUCGUAACCGCGAGUUAUCAUACCGAAACAUACAUGCUGCCAUGUCUCGAAUACACCUUUACCCUUGCUCUAAUCCUACCGGUGAAAUCGGCGGUCUUAUUGACGAAGUCUCAACGUCAUUAUCCGUGCUCAUUGCCGGCGAACACAGCGUGUCACACACGCGAGUCCGUAUCUUCCCAUCCCUAUCUUCCCGCCUAUCAAUGGAUCAGCACCAAGACGGAGAAGCUUUCGAGCUUCCAUCAAGGAUAA
Molecule: messenger RNA, 774 nt
Organism: Aspergillus nidulans FGSC A4
Lineage: Eukaryota; Fungi; Ascomycota; Eurotiomycetes; Eurotiales; Aspergillaceae
Exons: 4
Coding region: 1-774 (257 amino acids)
Source: RefSeq, a predicted model, not a curated record